Molecule: messenger RNA, 7250 nt
Organism: Mauremys mutica (yellowpond turtle)
Lineage: Eukaryota; Metazoa; Chordata; Testudines; Geoemydidae
Gene: PRRC2A
Product: proline rich coiled-coil 2A
Exons: 32
Coding region: 275-6913 (2212 amino acids)
Biological process (GO): cell differentiation
Source: RefSeq, a predicted model, not a curated record
UGGCCUCCCCUGCGCCGCCGGGGCCUGGGACCCGGAUGGCCGUUUAGUCGGUGCCGAGACGCCGAGGCUUCCACAUCGGGCCCUGGAAAAAAAAUAAUAAAACGGGGGGGGGAGGGGAUCCGCCGUAAUCCGCAUCCAUCCUCCGCCUGGCGCCCCCAUCCGCUCCCGGGAAGCCCGUAUCCGGAUAGAGCGGACCGAGCCCGAUCCGAAGAGCCAGAGGCACGUUUCGCGAGGAGCCAGGAGGAACCAACGUACUCAAUGACCUUCCAGCGCGAUGUCAGAUCGUUUGGGGCAAACAGCAAAGGGGAAGGAUGGAAAAAAGUAUUCGUCGCUCAACCUGUUUGAUACGUACAAGGGGAAGUCCUUAGAGAUUCAGAAACCCACAGUAGCCCCUCGCCAUGGCUUGCAGAGUCUCGGGAAAGUUGCCAUUGCCCGGCGUAUGCCACCCCCUGCGAACCUGCCAAGCUUAAAAGCGGAGAACAAAGGCAAUGACCCCAACGUCUCACUAGUACCGAAAGACGGGACAGGAUGGGCAAGCAAGCAGGACCAGUCAGACCCAAAGAGUACCGAUGCCUCGACAGCUCAGCCGCCGGAAUCGCCGUCGCCGCCGGCUUCACAGACGUCUGCCUCAAACCCACCGAAACGACCCCCAACAGCACCCGAGAAUCCCCCUACAGUAGCAAGCGGGGUAAAGUCUUGGGCACAGGCCAGCGUUACCCAUGGAGCGCAAGGAGAUGGUGGAAAGGGAUCAAGCCUACUGUCGCGAUUCUCUCGCGAGGAAUUUCCGACCCUGCAGGCGGCUGGAGACCAGGACAAAGCUGGCAAAGAAAAGGACACUGCCGAUGCGUCGUAUGGGCCCGGACCAAACCUCCGCCCCCAGAAUGCGACGAGCUGGCGGGAUGGAGGCGGGCGGGGCACUGACGGGGAGGUGCCCGAGCAGCACCCCGGAGCCCCCGACGGGCGGGCCGGGGUGGGCAUGCAGCCCUCCGCCCCGCCCCACUUCCCUCCCUACCGGGGCAUGAUGCCACCGUUCAUGUACCCCCCGUACCUCCCGUUCCCGCCUCCGUAUGGGCCGCAGGGAGCUUACCGCUACCCCACCCCGGACGCACAGAGGUUCCCGCGGCUGGCUGGGCCCCGCCCCUCGCAGCCCCCCCAGCGGGCGGUGGAGCCGGUGAGCCGCCCGCCCGUGCUCCGGCAGGACGACCUGAAGGAGUUCGACGAGCUCGACCAGGAGAACGACGAAGGCUGGGCAGGCGCGCACGAGGAGGUGGAUUACACCGAGAAGCUGAAAUUCAGCGACGAAGAGGACGGCAAAGAGUCUGACGAGGAAGGAGCCGAGAAACACCAGGACAGCGAGGGGCCAGACCCCGAGGGCAGGAAGGCCGGCAGCCCCAAGGAGGAACUGCCCCCUGUCAAGGCGGCCUGGGCCGAGGGCUCCCGCCCCCCGGAGGGGGCCAAGGAACCGCCUGCCGCCCCUGCACCUCGCCCCCUGCCGCCGCCACCCCCACCCCCCAACCGGGGCAACUGGGGGCAGCCCAACGACUUCCCAGCGCGCCCCCCGGCGCCGGAGGACGAGGACGAGGCCUGGCGCCAGCGGCGGAAGCAGUCCUCCUCGGAGAUCUCGGCGGCGGUGGAGCGGGCGCGCCGGCGCCGGGAGGAGGAGGAGCGCCGCAUGCAGGAGGAGCGCCGGGCCGCCUGCGCCGAGAAGCUGAAGCGCCUGGACGAGAAGUUCGGGGCCCCCGACAAGCGCCUCAAAGCCGAGCCCCCCAAGGAAGCGCCCGCCCCCCCGCCGCUGCCGCCCCCCACCCCGGCCGUCGCCAGCCCCCCUGCCGCCCCCCCGGCCCCUGCCCCUGCCCCUGCCCCUGCCCCUGCCGCCCCGGAGGAGAAGAGAGACCAGGAGGAGCCGGCCCCGGCCAGCAAACCCCGCAGCAGCGGCAGCAGCACCAGCGGCAGCUUCGACGCCGGGCCAGCCGAGCCCCCUGCGGCGCCUGCCCCCAAGGAGGUGCCCGAGGUGCCGGAGGAGCCAGUGGUGGUGCCGGCCCCCCCUGCGGCCCCUGCCACACCCAAGACAGAGCCCAAGGGCGAGACUGUGGUGCCGCCGCGCCAGCCGCCCCCAGCCCAGACCCUCGGCUACUCCAAGUACCAGAAGUCUCUGCCGCCCCGGUUCCAGCGGCAGCAGCAGGAGCAGUUGCUGAAGCAGCAGCAGCAGUGGCAGCAGCAGCACGGGCCGCCCCCGGUGCCCGCCUCCCCCCAGCAGCAGGUGGCAGCAGCCUCCCUGGGGGGCCUGGGCCCCUCGCCCGGUAUCCACCCGGCGCAGGGGGCGGGACAGCAGCAGGCCCCGCCCCCCCAGCAGCAGGCCCCGCCCAAGGCCAUGUACCCAGGCUCCAUGGGGCGCCCCCCGCCCAUGCCCCCGCUGAACUUCGACCCCCGCUGGAUGGUGAUCCCGCCCUACAUGGACCCGCGCAUGAUGCAGGGGCGGCCGCCCAUGGACUUCUACCCGCCCGGGGUGCACCCCUCCGGCCUGCUGCCCCGCGAGCGCUCGGACAGCGGGGGCUCCGGCUCGGAGCAGUUCGAGCGCCACCCCCAGCUCCUGCGGGAGCGGGGCACCCCGCCCAUGGACCCCAAGCUGGCCUGGGGGGGAGACGUCUUCAGCGCCCCUGCCGCCGACCCCCGGCCCCUGGCCUCGCCCCUCCGGCAGCCAGACGAGGACGAGAAGGGCCUGCGGAGCGAGACGCCCCCCGUCCACCUGCGGGAGGCCGCCACCCCCCAGCCCUACGUAGGCAGCUACCCGGCCUUUGCCGAGAACGGCGCCCCGGCCCCCCUGCACCGCUUCCCGGGGGACGAGCCCCGCCCGGGGGGGCCCUGGCCAGCCGGCCUCGCCCUGCCCCCCAACGCUCCAGGGGAGCUGGCCAGGAACGGGCGCCCCGAGCCCCUGGCCCAGCCCCCCCAGCGCCAGCCAGACGAGAAGCCCCCCAACGCCGAGGAGCCCAAGGAGCCCCUGGUGGCGCCCAAGAAACCCCCCAAGGAGGAGCCUGUCCUGCCCCCCAAGGAGGAGCCGGGCCUGCCCCCCAAGGAGGAGGCGCCACGCCGGGCCGAGCGCCCCUCGCGCCAGCCACACGACUUCCACCGGCCGCCACGGCGCGAGGCCAAGACGGAGACGCGCUGGGGCCCCCGGCCGGGCAGCAGCCGGCGAGCGGACGAGCUGCCAGGCGGCGAGAAGCCCCCGCGCAGAGCCGGGCCCAUCAAGAAACCCGCGCCCCCCAAGGAGGAGGCUGAGGAGCUGCGCCCCAAAGCCAAAGAGGGCACCGAGCCAGCGGGCGCCAAGCCGGACCCACAGCCCGGCCCCAAGGAGCCCCCCAAGCCAGGCAAGGAGGCCAAAGCCAAGGUGCUGGUGAACGGCAGCAUGGCGGGGCCGCCCAAGGAGCCGCAGGGGGCGCUGUCGCCCACCCGCCGGCGCCGGGAGUGCCCCUACGACCGCGGGGGCGGGGGCUACAUGGGGCGCGGGCGCGCCCGGGGGCGGGGGGAGUACUUCGCCCGGGGGCGCGGCUUCCGGGGCGCCUACAGCGGGCGUGGCCGGGGCGGCGGGGGCCGGGGCCGCAGCAGGGAGUUCCGCAGCUACCGGGAGCCGUUCUACCGCCUGGAGGAGGGGCCGGGGCCCCUGGGGGGAGGGGGUGGCGGCCGGCCCCGCAACGCCAGCGAGACGCGCAGCGAAGGCUCCGAGUACGAGGAGAUCCCCAAGCGCCGGCGCCAGCGCGGCUCGGAGACGGGCAGCGAGACCCACGAGAGCGCCAGCGACGUCGCCCACUCGGACAAGGAGGCAGCCCCGCCCCCGCUGGCCCCCCAGCCCGCCAAGGGGGAGCGGCACCGGGGCCCGGCCGCCCUGCCCCGCUUCGCAGACAGGAUCCCGCCCCGCCUCUCGGAGCCGGGCGCCCGCGGCGGCCGCAUCUUCACCCCCCGCGGCGUGCCCUCGCGCCGGGGCCGGGGCGGGGGGCGCCCCCCAGCCAGCACCUGGAGCCCCCCGGCCAAGUCCCCGCUGGGGAAGAAGCCGGAGAAGCAGGAGCCGGAGGUAGCGCCGGAUUCGCCCGGCAAGGAGAAAGCCGCGCCGGGGCCCACUCUCCCGGCGCCGGAGGAUCUGGCCGGGUUCCAGGCUCCCCCCAAGCAGCAGGGGCCGCCCCCCAAUGGGGCCGUGGACCGCAGCUUCGAGCGGCCCCCCCGCCGGCGGCGCCACGGCCGCUCACAGCAGCAGGACAAGCCGCCCCGGUUCCGGCGGCUGAAGCAGGAGCGGGACAAUGCGGCCCGGCUCAACGGGGAGCAGCGGGGCGGGCCGGGGGCCCCGGCGUACCCACCGCCCCCCGCCCCGGCCGAGGAAACGGUCUCCCGGCGUGUGGCCGGCGCCAAGUCCCCCGACCUGUCCAACCAGAACUCGGACCAGGCCAACGAGGAGUGGGAGACAGCCUCGGAGAGCAGCGACUUCACCGAGCGCCGGGGCGGCGGGCCGGCCGACAAGGAGCCGGGGGGCCCCCUGCCCCAAGCCUUCCUGAAGGGGGGCGGCGCCCCCUCCCUGGGGGGCCGGGGGGCCGGCACCGACCUGACCCUCGCCCAGCGCAAGGAGAUGUCCAAGCGCAGCUUCUCCAGCCAGCGGCCCGGCAUGGACCGGCAGAACCGGCGCCCCAACCCCGGGCCCGGCAGCGGGGGCAAGGCUGGGGGCCGCGGGGGGCCCGGCGGCGGCCGCGGGGACAGGAGGACCUGGCCGGCGCCCAGGAACCGCAGCCGCCCGGCGGAGGAGCGCCCCCCAGGCCUCAGCCUGCCGCCCGGGCCCACCACCAGCGCCGUCUACCGGCUCGACCACGUGGUGCCCAGCGACCCGGCCGGCAUCCAGCAGGCCCUGGCUGAGCUCAGCAGCCGCCACGGCGCCCGCGCCAAGCAGCAGCCGCCCCCCGGCGCCGCCCCCGCCCCGGGCCCCCCGCCGCCGGCGCCCUUCCCCGCCCCCCCGGGCGGCUACGGCCGAGAGCCUCCGUUCCUGGCCAAGGCCCAGCUGCUUCAGUCGGGCGCCAGAGCCCUGGGCGACGUCCCCGGGGUUAACGGCUUCCUCCCCCGGCGCCGCGACCGGCCCCACAAGCAGGAGGACCCCCUGGGCUAUUCCCACGGCCCCGGCUUCCCCGGCCCCAAGCAGGACCCCCCGGGCGCCCACCUGGCCCAGCGCGGCAGGAGCAGCUCCUCCGAGGGGCUGGCGCCCCACAUCUGGAGCCGGCUGCAAUCCAGUGCCCCCAGGAAAAGCUACCGGCCCAGAUCUGUGGAGCCCUGGGCCGACCCGCUAAAUGCCUUUGAAGACGUCGUUAGCACAGAGAUGAGCCAGUCGGACAGCGGGGUGGAUCUCAGCAGCGACUCCCAGGUCUCGUCCGCCAGCUGCAGCCAGCGCAGCUCCCCCGACGGUGGGCUGAAGGCGACCCCCGAGCCUGGCGUGGGGGGCACGCGGGGCGCCGAGCCAGUGGCCCCCGGAGCCCAGGGGGCCGCGCCCCAGGAGCAGGGCAGGAGGCCGGCGCCCAAAGACACCAGCCCUCACAAGGACAGGAAGCAGGCUGGCAGCCCCCCGGCUCCCCCCCGGGCCCCCCCCGGCCCGGGCCCCAUUGGGACUGAGCGCUCCCAGCGAGCCGAGAUGGUCAGGGAGAGCGGGGGGGGCCCCAGGCCCGGCCCGGAGUCAGUGACCCCCAGCACCGGCCCCCUCGUCCAGUUCGGGGCCAGCGACAAGGACACGGAGCUGGGGCUGCUGGUGAACGAGGGCAACAAGGUGCCCCCGGCCCCGGGCCUCAUGGACGGGCUGGCGGGCGCCUCCCGCGAGUGGGAGCUGCGCCCGGCCCCCCAGCCCAGAGCCCUGGGGCCGGCCUGCCCCCCGGCGGAGCCCUCGGCGUUCUCAGGUGAGAGGGGGCCGAGCCAGCGGCCCUACCCCGAGCUCCUCUUCGGCAGCCAGCCCGGCGUGGCCCAGCAGGUGCCCAGCCCCCCCGGGGAGUCCCAGCUCCACGGCAGCGGCAGCUUCCGCCCGGGGACCCCGUCGCUGCAUCCGUACAGAUCCCAGCCCUUGUACCUGCAGCCGGGCCCGGCCCCCGGCUCCCCGGCGGCCCCCGUCCUGCCCGGCUCGGCCCUGCUCUCGGGGGUGGCCCUCAAGGGCCAGUUGGUGGAGUUCUCGGCCCUGCAGGCGGCCGAGCUGGCCAAGCUGCCGGCCACGGGGCUGCUCUACCCGGCGGCCCCCCCCUUCCUGUACAGCCCCCCCUUCUGCGCCGGCCAGCUGGGCCCCGAGCAGCCCCUGCUCCAGGUGCGGCAGGAGCUGAACCCCCCCUCGGAUUUCUACCCGGGCUCCCUGCCGCCGGCCAACCAGAGCAACUUCCUCCAGGGCCCGGGCCCCGCCCAGCAGAUGCUGCUGCCUAUGGUGGAGUCGCCGCUGCCCCCGGUGGUGAACUUCGGCUCCCUGCAGCAGGGGGCGCCAGCCGGCCCCCCGCCUCUGCCCCUGGUGCCCGUCACCCCGGCCCUGCGGCCCCCGGGGCAGCUGGCCGGGCGCCUGGUCCCCUCGCCCGUCCGCGCCUUCCCCCAUGGCAUGGGGCGCACAGAGCUGCACCCCAUGGAGCUGAAGCCCUUCCCCGAGUACCGGAAGCUGAGCAGUCCGGGGGGUCGAGCCCCAGCAGUGGGCAGAGCCUGCGUGGGCCCCUUCAGCUCCCGCCUCCGGGCCCCAGGAUCCAGCUACGCCGGGGGCAGCCGCAGCCAGCGCCCGGAUGGGGGCCCACCGGUCUCCCCCUCGGAUGUUCUCUGCUGGACCCCCAGGCCCUGGGAGCGCCACCCCCCAGCCCGCGAGGGGCCCCCCACCCGCCGGCCCCCCAGCCAGAGUGACAAGCAGGAUCCUGGCCUCGCCCAUCAGCGCUAGCCUGGCCCCCCACCAGCCUGGGCCAGGGGGUGGCCCCGUUCCCCCCUCCCCCUCAAUGAGUGGGGAGGGGCUGACCCCUUCCCCUGUUAAUUUGUGGGGUGGGGGGUUCCCAGGGGGCGAGAGCGGAGCUGCCCCACUGAAUGUAACUGGAGUUGGGUUUGGUUUUGAUUCACCUGAAUUAAUUUGGGGGGCAGGAGGUGGGGUCCCCUGCCCGGCUGCGUGUAAAUAUGUGUAGGGCAGGGGGCUCUCGCCCCUCCCCCAGCCGGGGGGGCAGCAGGUUUGUUACAAAAUAAACUGAAAAACUGUUUAAAAAAAUGAAUAAAAGGUUAAAAAAGAA